Molecule: messenger RNA, 2439 nt
Organism: Amyelois transitella
Lineage: Eukaryota; Metazoa; Arthropoda; Insecta; Lepidoptera; Pyralidae
Product: alkylglycerol monooxygenase-like
Exons: 10
Coding region: 324-1694 (456 amino acids)
Biological process (GO): lipid biosynthetic process
Cellular component (GO): endoplasmic reticulum
Molecular function (GO): oxidoreductase activity; iron ion binding
Source: RefSeq, a predicted model, not a curated record
CCGGAUUAGCCACUCGGCUAUUUAUACAAACUCGACCUACUCAGCGCAACUGUUCAUAUUGAAGUCCAUAGCGGAGUGCACGCGCACUUAUCGGAAAAUAAACGUUCGAAAAUUGAAUUGUCAAAUAUUUUUUUUUAUAUUUUUUCUUACUGGACUUUUUGGAAAUAUUAAGCGAUUGUAUGGUUAAAUAUUAAAAAAAAUACAAGUGAAUUUAUCGACUGUGUGAGAAAUUAUUGUUAAAAUGUGUGAACUUUUUCAUUGAGUGAAGGCAUUGACGUCUUGUUUUGAUUCUGUUUAUAUUUAUCUAACAAAAUAAUAUCAAAAUGGCGGCAGACUUUUCGUUCGCCAACGCGUCAGUGGAGAAUGGAUUCUCCGACAUGUUCAAUGGCCAUUUGAAAGCUAUUGGCAGAAUGUUCUACAUCCAUUCACCGCAAGAGACCAUGUUUGAGAAGAAGGAAGAUGUCCCCAAUUUUUUCAGACAAUCAUGGCCGUAUUUUCUUAUGUUCAUGAUACUGGAACACAUCGUCUUGAGACUGGAAGGCAAGAAGGGAAUCCGACUGAACGACGGUAUAACAAGCAUAUCACAUGGUAUUCUGCAAGAGUGCGGAAGGUUAAUAUGGCGAGGGGCGGAGUCCUAUCUUUACACCUGGAUAUACUCCAACUACAGGCUGCUGGAAUUACCCUGGGACCACACUGUCACGUGGUACGCCGCAGCCCUGGGAGUAGACUUCUGUUACUACUGGAUGCACAGAGCUUGCCAUGAGGUACACAUCUUGUGGGCCCAGCAUCAAGUGCACCACACGUCUGAGGACUUCAACAUGGGAGUCGGCAUCAGACAAUCGGUGUUGCAAGGAUGGUGUGGAUUUGUAUUCUACCUGCCUCUAGCGUUGGCCAUACCCCCAGCUCAGUUCGUGAUGCAUCACCAGUUCAGCUACCUCUACAUGUUCUGGAUCCACACGGAAGCUAUCAAGAGCCUGGGACCUUUGGAGUACAUCCUGAACACACCUAGUCAUCAUAGAGUUCAUCAUGGAAGCAACAAGUACUGCUUGGACGUGAACUACGGAGGGGUUCUCAUAAUCUGGGACCGGAUAUUUGGGACUUUCAGACCGGAGACAGAUAAGGUGGAAAUCAUCUACGGCCUCAUUUACAACCAGCCUUCCUUCAACCCCUUAUAUUUGCAGGCUUUCUACACGGGAUACGUAAUUGAAAAAUUCAGAAGCUUUGAGUCGGUGGGAGAUAAAUUCCGAGCAGUAUUUUGGGGUCCCAGCUGGGAACCUGGGACCCCACGGCUGGGGGAGGAGGCGCUUAAAGUUGACGUUCAACAACGCGACAAAUACGACGUACAAUUACCAGCGUGGUGCAAUCUAUACCUGGUGUUGCAUUACUCUGUGGUUUUGUAUGGAUUCUUUGAGCUGGCCGCUAGAUAUAUGGGUAUGACCCCAAUCUCGGUUCUUAUCUUCGUUUUUUACACAAUAGCAUCACUGACUAUCAUAGGGAUGCUCUUCGACAACUCGAAGUACGCUCCCUUACUCGAAGUUAUCCGUUGCUCGGCCUUGGCUUUUGUGGCCAGAAGCGUGUCAACUACCAACCCAACUUGGGGAACAGCUUUGCAGGUCUUCUACGUAGUGUCUGCUAUGUUUUGGGGGUUAAAUAUGGUCAAAUUGUUCGAAAUUAAAAGAGCAAAAGUUGAUUAGAUAUGUAUAGUCAGAUUAUGAUGUUUUCUAAAUUUUUUUAUGGAUAUUUUCAUGAGAGUGUUGGGUACUGCAGAGAGUCAAACUAUUCAUGAGCGUUAAAAAGGUAUAAGUCUUACCUAGAGGUAGAAAGAGAGAGAAUAUAAACUCUGUGAGUUUACAAGUUUAAAAACUUCGAAAGUUAAUUUGAAAAAUAAAUAGUUCGUAAUUUUUCCUACUUUGUUAUCGCUUAUGCACGUCUAUAUUAAAUAUGCUAAAAUGUCCAUAAAAAAAAAUUAAUUUUGAAGAAGUAUCAUUUUGAAAUAUUUAGUGUAAUUAUCGACUGAGUAAGUAGGUACUAUAUUAGAUGAUAAUUUGUGACUGAUAUACAACUCAUUGUAUGUAGUUAUUGAUUGAAUGAUGAUUGAUGAAAUGUUACAUUACAUCUUCAUAUACAUAUAUAUAAACGAGUACUUUGCCAUUACUAUAGUUAUAAUAACGUUUAUUUCAGAAAAAAAUCGGUAGUUUUCACAUUGUAUAGUUAAACGCAUUAUCUAUAAAUCUGUAAAAACGAGUUAUAAAAUGCUGCAAACCAAAUAAUUACAAAAUAAUUUAAUUUUUAUUUCGUAGUAAAUAUAAAAUAGUUUAGUUGGCAUUGCAUUUCAUAAUAGUAUAGGUGUUUGAUAUAAAAGAUCAUCCUUGUAAGUAAAACAUAAUAUUAUUUUAAACAGAUCAAUACUUGUAUUUUAAUUUUUAGUCUAUAGCAAUA